CUUCCUCUGGCCUCCUCUCAGUCUGUCCCUCUGCCUUUCCCCAUGUCUCACGGCACCACCACCCUGGCCUUCAUCUUUCAGGGCGGUGUGUUGGCUGCAGCGGACACUCGUUCCAGUUGCUCUGGGCUCGUGGCGUGCCCAGCCGCCCAGAAGAUCCUGCCUGUUCACAGUCACUUGGUGGGCACUACUUCAGGUACUUCGGCUGACUGUGCCCUUUGGAAACGGAUUCUGGCUCGAGAACUGCGGCUCUACCAACUCCGCCACGGCCGGCGGUUGUCCACGAACGGAGCUGCCAAAUUGCUUUCUCACAUGCUUCACCCGUUUAAGGGAACCGAGCUGUGUGUGGCUGCCACGUUGUGUGGGUGGGACGGAGGAGAGAGGCAAAUGGCUGAUCUUGGGAAGUCUGUAGAUACAAGUCUUGAAAAUGCCGCUCUGGCUCAGAGCACUUCUUCAACAAUUGUUGGUCAACAGUGCUUUACUAGAAAGAAAGUGAGUUUAUCUGGACCCAGUCUGUACUAUGUGUGCAGUGAUGGUACUCGCCUGCAGGGAACGCUCUUCUCCGUGGGCUCGGGAUCACCCUAUGCCUACUCCAUUUUGGACCAAGGGGUUCAAUGGGGGCUGACAGUGGACGAGGCCACAUCAAUAGCCAGAGAGGCUGUAUACAGAGCCACACACAGGGAUGCAUACUCAGGAAACUGUGUAGACAUCUAUUACAUCUCCUCAAAAGGGUGGACACGCAGGAGCAGAGAGGACUUGAAAGAGGAAUAUUACAGAGAAAAAGAAAGACAAGAGAGAGACAGGACGUGACUUUGGCUGAGUAAAGACAUGAAACAUCAAAAAUGGCAAGAGAGAAGAAAAGGCAAACAUCGGCGAGUAUAUUAGA
Perca fluviatilis (European perch) is the source of this 883-nucleotide messenger RNA. Its product is annotated as proteasome subunit beta type-11-like. NCBI's taxonomy places the organism in Eukaryota, Metazoa, Chordata, Actinopteri, Perciformes, Percidae. The annotation marks the transcript as partial. The transcript has 2 exons. Gene Ontology annotation, cellular component: proteasome core complex. The record is from RefSeq and is a predicted model, not a curated record.